UAAUUGUGAGUCUAGUGCAGAACCUUGAAGCCAAGAGUCACUUCUUCAUGAAGUGCUUCUGGAUGGUUUCUACCAAGGUUCUCUGCAACAGCGAGUAAAUCCUUGGGUCCUUGAGUGGCUCAGACUGCUAAGACAGUCUGUUAUUAACAGCAGCUGCUUGCAAUUACUGCAGGUUCAAGUCCCACCAGGCCCAAGGUUGACUCAGCUUUCCAUCCUUUAUAAGGUUCACCUUUCUGAAAGCUACACAACCGCUCAUAUCUUGGUAGAGUGAUCAUUGGAAGAGAAGAGAAGAAGAGAAGAGAAGAGAAGAGAAGAGAAGAGAAGAGAAGAGAAGAGAAGGAAGGAAUAAAGGCCUGAAAAAAGGAGAAAUCUGAAAGAGGACCACAGGAAUUUUAAAAAAUAAUAACAACCUUAUAACUUGUAGCUGCUUUCCAAAGGAAAAGCCAAGGGCAAAGCCAAGAAAAUAAAUAAUUACAACUCAACGACAGCUUUCUAAAAUUAAAGGCUUCCCUUUAUAUAUUAAAAGAAGGAAAAGGGAUAAUGGAUGGGCAGUCUUCCUCUCAGCCACCAAGUCCGAAGACGGCGGUCUUGAUUGACCUGUGGCAUUUAGGGCCGGAGGCUUCCAAUCCAAGGCUCGUGUGUUGCUUAGCCAGCAUGCUCGAAAUCAUACGCAGGAAAGACCUCCGUGGGAUCCCAGUGGCAUGUUUCAUGUGUUGCCGGAGCCCCGGCCACGAAAGGAAGGGCGAAGAGCAGGUUGAGACAGCCUUAAAAGAUUUACAUUGCUGUGAGGUGAUAGGUGCCGAAACUUUUGCUGCGGCCUUAUACGCCGCGAAGGAGAAGCUGGACGAAAACGGCGUGGAAAAAGUUAUCCUCCUGUUGUCCUGGCAGAGAAAAUCCUUGGUGAGGAAGUAUACGGAGCAGCUCUUCACCAGCCUUUACCGGUUUGAGUUGAUAGAGCUGCCUGUGGACUCCAAAGAACGGCUCUUGAAGAAGAAAUCCUUGGAGUCCCAGCGCAAAGCAGGGCCUCGCGGAGAUCCCGAAAUGCAAAGGAUCCAGAAGGAAAUAAGCCAGUUUUUGGAAAGCCUUCCCAGCCUGAAAGGAGACCUCACGAUCCUCAAAUCUUCAUUGAUCCCAGAACAUAUUUUCCUGCAUGGAUUCACAACGAGAGCCGGAGGCAUCUCCUAUGUACCAACGCUGGGCUCUUUAAAUCUCUUUAGCAGUUCUAAGCGGCGAGACCCACCAGCUGUGGUUAAGGAAAACCUUCGACGAUUAUCCCAUGCUGCGGGAUUCAAUCCAGAUACGUAUCGCAGCAUCAAGGUCAACCACGCCAGCGACAUCUGGGUGAUGGGAAAACCCCAACCAGAGAGCUACGAUGGGAUCGUAACCAACCAAAGUGACAUCACCAUCGCCGCUCCCGGCGCAGACUGCAUUCCUAUUCUGUUUGCUGACCCGGUCAAGAAAGUUUGUGGAGCUGCCCAUUCAGGCUGGCAAGGCACCUUACUAGGGGUUUCUGUGGCCGUAGUUAAUGCUAUGGUAACAGAAUACGGUUCGGACGUAAAAGAUAUCCUCGUAGUUCUUGGACCAUCUGUGGGGCCGUGUUGCUUUACGCUACCCAAGCAAUCAGCAAAAGAGUUUUACAAGAUUGACCCAACCUGCGUAAGACGUUUUGAAUCACCCAAUCCAUAUGUUGAUAUUCGGAGAGCAACACGACUUCUCCUGGAAGCUGGAGGGAUCCUACCCAUGAACAUUCAAGAUGACUCCACAGCAGACGCGGAGCAAAACCUCACACUUUGCACAUCCUGUCAUCCUGACAUGUUCUACUCACAUGUUCGAGAUGGAGAAAACUUUGGCACUCAGAUUGGCUUCAUCUCUGUUAGAAACUGAGAGUACAUCCUAAACCGUGGGAACUAUGGAUGAAGUUUGAUGAACUUUCCUUAGUAGUAGAAAGAUCCUUGCGACAGUUAUAAGUUUCCCACCAAAUUUUUAAACUGUUUGCAACCAACGAUUUGGGUAUGGCUAGUGAAAAGAGGGAGUAGGGGAGACAUGUCAUCAGUAUUCUAAUAUUUGAGGGGUUGCCACAAAGAAGAGGGGGUCAAGCUAUUCUCCAAAGCACCUGAGGGCAGGGCAAGAAGCAAUGGGUGGAAACUGAUCAAGGAGAGAAGCAACUUAGAACUAAGGAGAAAUUUCCUGACAGUGAGGAUAAUUAACCAGUGGAACAGAAGUUGCCUUUAGAAGUUGAGGAUGCCUCGUCACUGGAGGUUUUUAAGAGAUUAGACAACCAUUUGAAAGAGUAUAUGGCCGUGGUGAAAUCCAAAUUGUUUAAUACCGGUUCUGUGGGCGUGGCUUGGCGGGCUUGGCAGGGGAAGGAUACUGCAAAAUCCCCACUCCUGGGGGAAGGAUAUUGCAAAAAUCUCCAUUCCCACCCCACUCUGGGGCCAGCCAGAGGUGGCAUUUUCCAGUUCUCCGAACUGCUCAAAAUUUCCACUAUCGGUUCUCCAGAACCUGUCAGAACCUGCUGGAUUUCACCCCUGUUAUAGGGUUUCCUGCUUGAGCAGGGUUUGGACUAGGUCUCUU
Molecule: messenger RNA, 2574 nt
Organism: Ahaetulla prasina
Lineage: Eukaryota; Metazoa; Chordata; Lepidosauria; Squamata; Colubridae
Gene: LACC1
Product: laccase domain containing 1
Exons: 6
Coding region: 541-1884 (447 amino acids)
Molecular function (GO): copper ion binding
Source: RefSeq, a predicted model, not a curated record